AUGUUGUCUGAUAGGAAGAAGAGAUUGGAAAAAGAGAUUGAUGAGAUCAAUAGAUUGAUAUCGGGAAAGGAGAAGUUGCCUAUGACUCUGCCUCCGAAGGAACCUUCGUGGUACUCUGGCACUUGGGUCGAGCGCACUGUUGAUCACCCCGACUUUCAUCAAUGGCGUGCCUACACAAUAUCAAUGGCCUUUGCAGGUCUUACAAUGGGUGGUAUCAUCGGUUACUCUGAUGGCAAAGAGCUGCUUCAAGAGGAAUGGAAGCGAGCAUCACACAACCCAUUGACUGCAUCACAAUUCAAUACGAAUGCUAGGAAGAUAUUGGGACAGAGUGUAUUUAGAUCAAGUUUAGUGUACUCUUAUCGAUUGGCAUUGUACACUGGACUGUUCUGUGGUGUAGAGUUGGGACUGAAGCACAAUGUCUUUGGUGAUCGUCCUGUGGUCAACAGAACUAUCGCUGGUUUCACAAUCGGUUCAAUAGCAGGUUAUCAAAUCAGACAUAGAACAGGACCAACAAGUGUAUUGUUGGGAAGUAUUCUUGGAUCAGGUAUUGGUAUGCUGUCUGGCGUGUUGGAUAAUGGUAUCACCUGGAUAUUCGAUUCAUCCAGAGAGAAUAAACAACAGUAA
Messenger RNA from Acytostelium subglobosum LB1, 624 nucleotides. RefSeq lists its product as hypothetical. Lineage: Eukaryota; Evosea; Eumycetozoa; Acytosteliales; Acytosteliaceae. The transcript has 3 exons. The record is from RefSeq and is a predicted model, not a curated record. The coding region runs from base 1 to 624 and encodes 207 amino acids.